CGAACGAGACUGCGCGUGAGUUGCCUCUUUGCUUAAAAAUGGCGGGGGGCGUAAUGCACAGCUUUGGGAAGUGGUUCUGGAACGAAGAUGUUUGGUUACCUCCAAACACAACUUGGGCCGAUAUUAAGAAGACAGAUAAAGUGAAGUAUGCUCAAUUUGACGACCUAUAUUAUGGCUUCGUUGUGGCAUUGGUGCUUCUCGUCAUCCGGUAUACACUUGAAAGGUUGUUGUUCUGCCCCCUGGGUGCAUACCUUGGCUUAAGGGUCCGUGGCGCAAAGAGGGCCCCCGACAACCAUGUGCUCGAGAAAGCCUUCCUGUCCAAUGGAAAGAUGGGAUACAAACAGGUUCAGGGCUUGGCUAAACAGUUGGAGUGGACGGAACGGAAGGUGCAGCGCUGGAUCCGGCAGCGGGUACUGCAGGAACGGCCUUCGACGCUGACAAAAUUUACAGAAAGCACGUGGAGGUUCACUUUCUACUUCUGUGUCUUCUGCUAUGGCUUGUACGCCCUCUCGGAUAAACCCUGGUUGUGGGAUACCAUGCACUGCUGGUACGACUACCCCCACCAUAGCGUUACUAACGACAUUUGGUGGUAUUACAUGAUUGAGCUUGGCUUUUACUGGUCGCUGACCUUCUCACAGUUUCUGGACACAAAACGAAAGGACUUCUGGCAAAUGUUUGUACACCACAUUUUGACAAUUUUACUCCUUUCCUUCUCUUGGGCGUGCAACUUGCAUCGUAUUGGCUCCUUAGUACUCAUCGUUCAUGACUUUGCAGACGUACCCCUGGAGGCAGCCAAGAUGGCAAAGUAUGUGAAGAGACAGCGCUUGGCCGAUGUUACUUUUGCAAUUUUCACCAUAUGCUGGAUCAUCUCUAGGCUGGGGCUUUACCCCUAUAGGGUCAUCUACAGCACAUUGUUUGAAGCGGUGAAGGUGAUAGAAAUGUUUGCAGCCUACUACAUCUUCAACUCUCUCCUAACUGCACUGCAAGUGCUGCACAUUGUCUGGACGUGGAUGAUAGCGCGGAUAGCACUGCAAGCAAUAUCCACCAAUGGGGUGAAAGACCUUCGUAGUGAUGAUGACUCUAGUAGCGAAGUGGAAGUGUCGUCCGCCAACAACCAAGCAUCGGGAGAUUUCAGGAAAAGCAAAAGCCGUAAAGCAGACUAAAAGUCGCUCCCCCCGCAAUCGUUCAGCAACACUCUGGUGGAACAGGAUGGUUUUUGCAGCUUUCUUUUUCUAAUACGGACAACUGGGACACUUAAAAAGGAGGACGAGCAACUCUGCAGAUAUGUCCAGGAAUGACGUAACUGUGACAGUGUAUAUCGCGUGUAUUUCUGAGGUUCAUCUGGCAACGGCGUCUCUUAUAUGCAUGUACCAAGUACGUUUUUCUCGAGUUGGGUGUCACUUGAGGUUCCGCACAGGAAAUCAAUUUUUGGUGCGAAUUCUGAGAAAUUUACUGGUCACCGCGUCAUUUGGUGUUUGUUUGGACUCUUAGCUGCAAACUGUGCACAAUUUUUCUUUUCUUUUCUUUUUUUUUUUUUUUUCUGUGCAUAUGGAGUCUGUGCAGGUGUUGUAUAAUUUAUUUUUGUACUGCAUGAUUUGAGUUUGAUGUA
Molecule: messenger RNA, 1609 nt
Organism: Ornithodoros turicata
Lineage: Eukaryota; Metazoa; Arthropoda; Arachnida; Ixodida; Argasidae
Product: ceramide synthase 6-like
Exons: 10
Coding region: 39-1163 (374 amino acids)
Biological process (GO): ceramide biosynthetic process
Cellular component (GO): membrane
Molecular function (GO): sphingosine N-acyltransferase activity; DNA binding
Source: RefSeq, a predicted model, not a curated record